Messenger RNA from Ictalurus punctatus (channel catfish), 2205 nucleotides. RefSeq names its product gap junction protein alpha 8 paralog b. The record is from RefSeq and is a predicted model, not a curated record. Lineage: Eukaryota; Metazoa; Chordata; Actinopteri; Siluriformes; Ictaluridae. The transcript is spliced from 5 exons. Bases 44 to 433 code for a protein of 129 amino acids.
GUCCCCAUCAUGUGUCUUCUUGCAGCAGCUGUGGAGUGAUGCAAUGACCACUGCAGACAACAGAUCAGAUUCAGAGAUGCAACCAUUGUCAAAUAUUAGACAUUUUCUACAGUUUCUCAUCCUGUGUCUGACCAUAUCCAUUAUCCUGGUUCUAAUGUGUGCAUUUGCAAUCUUGCUCUUGAAAGAGAUAUGUGUAUGGAGAAACAGAUCACCGAGCUCCAGUUCCAGCGAUGGAACGGUUUCUGAAAAAACAGGAGAGGCACGCAACAGAAGGCCAACAUAUAAAGAGAAAACUAACUCGAUCUAUGUUCAGUGGAAACCUGAAGACAGUACGAGUUGUGUAAUGAGCCAGUUCUUUGACCCAGCGCAGGAUUGUCAAGACGGGCCCCCUAAGCAGAGCAUGGUGUCAGCAUGUCACUAUUCAACGACAUAGAGUAUCGUACAUAUUUUACAGCAGCAAAUAGAUGACUAACCAAAUUGUGAGUAGGUGCACCACAACAAAUGAAAAAAACAGUGGUAACGGUGUAGCAUGGCAAAUAACACAUUUCUAUGGCUGUGCACACAUAGGCCCCUUCGACCUACUAAAUCCAACCACAAUACCUGAUUGUUAAAAUAAUUCGAAAGAUGCUCACAUAUAUCAUAGCGGCAAUUUCUGGGCAAAGUUUUUGAUCAAAUCCUUAAGAUCCAGCUGGCACGCCCGGGCUUUAUCAGUCAAGAACAUGGCAAAUCCAGAGAGACGGCUCUGUCCCAUUGAGCUCCUCAGAUAGUUUUUAAAAGAAAAAAUCUAUUUCAGUUUAGACAAAGAACGCUCAGCAGAAGCCACAGUCACCGAGCUAGCUUUUUAAAGAAAUGUCAAAUUUUUGUCAGUUUAUUAUUUUCUUUCUCUGCUGCUUUUUUAAUUUUCACUUCUGAAAGCCACUUGUGUCUAUACUUAAACUCUAUGACAUCGCUCUUUAACUCGAGUGCAACUACAUAUAUAUUAUAAUUGUUUUCUGGUACUGUGUUAUAUACUCUGGUAAUGACGUCAAAGACACACCAUCAAGCAGAAGUUUGAUUCACAUACAUGGUAUUUAAAUCGACAUUCGCCAGGCAUUGCUUUGGUGUUCGUGGGUAUACUAAUGUAAAUGCAUGUCCUGCUUACGGAUGAUGGGGCCCGUAUCCAAGUACAUGCGAACCUCGCGGGCCCCUAGGCUCUGAUGUAGUUGCCUUACUGUCUUAUUGAUUGUUACGCUCUUGGAUGAUACAUCGGACUAAGCAAACUAUACAUACUAUACUCCACUGUUGUUCCCAUUACAUUUAUGUACAUAUCUGCAAUAUCUGUAAUUGCAAUAUAUUGUGACCUUUAAUUAAAUAUUUCUAUAAAUUCCUCCUUUGGACUUUUUUUUUUUAUCCACUAGGUGUUCUUUUAACUUUAGCCAACAGAGGGUGUGGUUGCAUGAGCUGGGCUAAUGAGCUGGCUGAUAUACUAUUGUUUUAAGAAUAGGUUUUAACAGUGGAGCAAGGUAGGUAAAUAUAUGUUUAACAACAUUUAUGAUCAUCUUUAUAUUAAAAAAAAAAGCAAACAAACAAAUAUUUCUAAGGAAACUGUUGAUUUUUUUCUUGUUUUCUUGUUUCUCUCUAGGUUGCUUUCAGAUGAUGAGCAGUAGAAAGAAAGAAAGAAAAAAAGGAAGCAACUCAGCAAAGCUUUUACUCUGUAGUUAGAUUAGAAUGUGGUUGACCACCGAUAUGCAUGAUUGGGGUCAUUUCUUGGUCAUCUGAAAAAAACAAACCUGUAAUUCAGUUAAUAUUUUAGUCAAUAUAAGAGUUGAUAAAAGUAACCUAAAACCAGCUAGAUAAACUAAAAACAAAAAACAGGCUCAAAACAGAUUUUCCAUCAAUCACAAUGCAACCAGAAAUUAGCUAGCUAAAUCAUUAACUUCACAUGUUAUAAUCACCAUGUUUUUUCCUUAUAAUAUUAACCCCUUGAAUGUACAGUCCACUCUGAAACUAUUGGAACUGCAAGGCCAAUUCAUUUGUUUUUGCUGUUGACUGAAAACAUUUAGUCUUUUAGCUUUUAUUUCCUGGUAUGUACAACCCCAAUUCCAAAAAAAAAAAAAAAGGGGCGCUGUGUAAAAUGUAAAGAAAAACAGAAUGCAAUGAUUUGCAAAUCUCAUAAACCCAUAUGUUAUUCACAAUAGAACAUAGAAAACACAUCAAGAUGUUUAA